Molecule: messenger RNA, 810 nt
Organism: Penicillium pulvis
Lineage: Eukaryota; Fungi; Ascomycota; Eurotiomycetes; Eurotiales; Aspergillaceae
Exons: 1
Coding region: 1-810 (269 amino acids)
Source: RefSeq, a predicted model, not a curated record
AUGAGAGACUUUACUUGGGCUGCCUGCAUAGGCAUCGCUAUGAUCCUUGGUCAACCUGUCGUUGCCAGUGCCAAAAUUACCAUCGCACCUUCUGGUACCAAUGCCAGCACUACUCCCGAAAAGAUCUGGGUUCGAACAUAUCAGGAUAUCAAUACUACAUCCCACGUGCAAGCCCUCUACGAUGCUAUGGGCGGCACCUUUGCGCUUCCCUCUGAAUUCGGCCCUGAAGCUCACCUAAGUGGGAUUAUCUUCAGCAACUCAACCGAUAACUUCCCUCGUCCAGAAUGGGCACAGUCGGGAGAUGUAUCCGGAAACACAUCGUUGUCUCUUGACAAACGCUGGACUGGUAAAGUCUACAGCCAUGAGUGUACAGAUCCUCCCGAUUGGUCAAAUAGAUUGUUUUCGUACAAAGCACAGUUGUACAUGAACGGUAUCUUAUGUGACAGGGCUCUUAAAAUAGCCCCUUAUGCUUGGGGCGGUAUUGCCCUUAUAUUCUCCAAAGUCCAAUGUGGAGAGAGGCUUCAAUAUCUCUGUGAGGGCAUCUGGACUAUUCUUGGUGUCGCCGCUAGUGACAACAUUGGGCCAGGCAUUAAGUCACUCUGUGCUGAAGGAAUGGCAAGUCUAGCAAGUUACUGCUACGAGAAAGGAGGCUCGAUGAAAGUCAAAGUCGAUCAGACUGGGUCUGUUUUCGAAUUUGGCGGGUAUUGCAAUUCGAAAACAACCGAAAGCUGUGAGACUAUAUCUUCUGACGACAAGUGCGAAACUAUUGUAUGCACAGGACAAUGUAAUCCUGGCCACAAAGACCCUUGA